Molecule: messenger RNA, 2057 nt
Organism: Quercus lobata
Lineage: Eukaryota; Viridiplantae; Streptophyta; Magnoliopsida; Fagales; Fagaceae
Product: laccase-14-like
Exons: 7
Coding region: 388-1944 (518 amino acids)
Biological process (GO): lignin catabolic process
Cellular component (GO): apoplast
Molecular function (GO): hydroquinone:oxygen oxidoreductase activity; copper ion binding
Source: RefSeq, a predicted model, not a curated record
UCCGCUCCCCCUUCUUCUCCCAAAAAAAAUAUAUAUAUCAUCAAUUCUUUAGUUCCAUUUUGAGAAAUUUUAGAACACAAUUUUUGUUACAACUCUAACAUCGUCGAUUAUAAGUGAUAGAAAAAAAAGUGUAUUAGUUCUUUGUGAAAAUGAUUGUCUAUUACUUAUAAUAGACCACUACACCAAGCUGUGGUAAAUAGUGUAAUAUUAGAAGAAACGUGACUUCCAAAAUCCCUCCUUUUAUCUCGAGUACUGUUCAGACUUCAAAGAGCCAAAUACUCCUUUGAGUAAAUUGAACACGGUUCCUAGAAGGCUAGAACUGAUUCCGCAUAUGUCAAGGCCUGGCUGAAGGAGACGAAUUUUACCAGGCUAUGUAGCACCAAGAGCAUGCUGACUGUAAAUGGUCAAUUCCCAGGGCCAGUCCUUCGUGUUCAAAAAGGUGACACAGCAUUUGUCACCGUUCAAAAUAACGGAAAGUAUGGCGUGACUAUUCACUGGCACGGAGUGAAGCAGCCAAGAAAUCCAUGGUCAGAUGGUCCUGAAAAUAUUACCCAAUGUCCAAUUAAACCAGGAAAAAAAUUCACUUAUGAGGUUGUAUUUUCUGAUGAAGAAGGAACGCUUUGGUGGCAUGCCCAUAGUGAUUGGUCACGUGCAACAGUUCAUGGCGCAAUUGUUAUCUCUCCAAAAAAUGGAACCUCUUAUCCAUUUCCAAAGCCCUAUGCUGAAGAAGUAAUUAUAUUGGCGGAAUGGUUUAAGGGAGAUGUGAAGGAAAUAAUCGAUGAAGCUACAGCAACCGGUGGAGAUCCAGAGGUAUCAGAUGCCUACACUCUUAAUGGCCAACCAGGAUAUCCAAACAAUUGCUCUAUUGCAACAACAUAUCGUCUACGAGUUAUUCAAGGAAAGACCUAUCUUCUCCGCCUCAUCAACGCCGGCAUGAAUGAAGAAAUGUUCUUCGCCAUUGCACAUCACAAGCUCACAGUUGUUGCACAAGAUGCUUCAUACUUAAAACCCAUAAACACUAGCUACGUCAUGAUAACUCCAGGACAAACAAUGGACAUUUUGGUCACAGCAAACCAGUCUCCAAGCCAUUAUUACAUGGCUGCUCGUCCUUUCUUUGACUCUAAUGCUCCAUACGACGAGACCAACACUACAGCAAUUUUUCAGUACGUAGGCAAUUAUACUCCUCCAUCCUCUCCUUCCUUUCCAACCCUUCCUAAUAUUACUGCCAAGUCUGCUGCUGACAACUUCACAACUCGCUUAAGAGCUUUGGCGAGCAAAGAUCACCCAAUUAGUGUCCCAACUGGAGUUGAUGAACGGAUAUUUAUCACAGUUUCUGUAAAUCAAUUAACUUGUGAUAAAGCUUCGUGUGGGGGUCCAAAUAAUUCCACUUUAGCAGCUAGCUUAAACAACAUAAGCUUUUCGACCCCAAAAAUUGAUAUACUGCAAGCAUACUACAGGAAUCUGUCCAACGUUUAUGAAAGUAGUUUCCCAAAUCUGCCACCUUCUCUUUUUAACUUCACGGGAGAUUCAAACGGUGGCUUACUACUCCCAAGCAUAGGAACAAAGGCAAAGAUCAUAGAGUAUGGUAAAAGGGUGGAGAUAGUGUUCCAAGGAACUAGUAUUGGGAAUCCAGAGAAUCAUCCUAUGCAUUUGCAUGGUUUUAGCUUCUAUUUGCUUGGGACAGGUUAUGGGAACUUCAACAAAACCACUUCCCCCAAGACUUAUAACUUGAUUGAUCCACCAGAAGUCAAUACCUUUGGAGUUCCUAAGAGUGGAUGGGCUACUAUUAGAUUUGUUGCUAAUAAUCCCGGAGUAUGGUUUAUGCAUUGUCAUUUGGAAAGGCAUGCAAGCUGGGGUAUGAACACUGUCAUCAUAGUGAAGAAUGGGACCACCAGCGCAACAAGCAUUCGGCCACCCCCGGCUAAUUUGCCUACUUGUUCCUAAUGCGGGAAAAUUUACUGUUUUAAUGUCAAAGGACUUAAACAGUAGAACCUGAUUUCAAUGAAGUCUUUGAAGAAUUAUAGUAAAUAAAAUUAUGCAAUGUUAGGAUAUGUGCC